This is a messenger RNA of Uloborus diversus, 9982 nucleotides long. RefSeq names its product protein bark beetle-like. The transcript has 16 exons. Lineage: Eukaryota; Metazoa; Arthropoda; Arachnida; Araneae; Uloboridae. The record is from RefSeq and is a predicted model, not a curated record. Gene Ontology annotation, cellular component: membrane. The coding region runs from base 1 to 9030 and encodes 3009 amino acids.
AUGGCUCAAGUGCAAGAACUUUCGUAUACAUUUCCAAAGCUGUCCGACUAUAAUUAUGCGUCCUGGAAACUCGACAUAAAGUGUGUUUUGAUUGAUAGAAAUUGUUACGAGUUUGUUACAAAUGCUGAAGAAGUCAAAUGUGAUGACGCUGCGUCUGAACGAGAUAAAAGAGACUUUGAAUGGCGUAAACGAAGGGCUUAUACCACCAUUUAUCAGUCCGUAGAAAGGAAAUUUCAAAUUCUCAUCGCACAAACAGAAAGUGGAAAGGAAGCCUGGGAAAUUCUCAAGUUAAAUUUCGAACCGACAUCCCGAGCACGUUUAGCUGGAUUACUGGAUGAAUUCUUUGAACUGAAAUUUAACCCGAGAGAAGAAACUGUUGGUUUAUUUUGCAAGAAAGUGGAAGAAAAAACGCUACAAAUAAGAGAUGCUGGUUUUGACAUGCCAGAGUUGUUACUGUGUUUCCAACUUAUACGCCGGUUACCCGAAGAAUAUGAUAACUUAGUUCAAAUACUGUACAGAUUAGAAGAUAAAGAUUUUACGCUGGAAAAUGUAUCGAAGCAACUUAUCACCGAGUUUGGAAGAAUUUGUUUGAAACGCAAAGAUGAAGGGAAAAUUAUAGCUGAUGCAUACACGACAAAAUUUAAGUCUCCUGACGAGAAACCUCCAAUGCAAAAGAAUUUCGGAAAUAGAAAGCCAUCGUCUUCAAGCAGUGGAAGCGACCUGGAUCCUCGAAAAAAUUGGAAUUCUUCACGACUUAAUCGUAUGGGGCCGAAAUUUAGCUGCAAUUACUGCGGGAAACUAAAUCAUUUGGAAGAAAAAUGCUUCAAAAAAGCCAGAGAUCUCGAGAGAAAACAAGCUUUAUAUUGCGAGUCUACAAAACAGACUGAAUUAGCUUUCAACACUUCAUCCAUUGAUAGACAGAUAGUAGAAUUUCUGAUAGACUCUGCGUCGACUUCACAUUUUGUAAAUGACAAAGAACUCUUUAGUACUUACCGAGAUAUUCCUCAUCAAAAAGGCACUGCCGACUACGAGAUCGUCUUCAACAGGUUGUCGCAGCCGUCUUGGUCCGAGACGCGCGCACCCGGCUGGCCGGAUGUACGCUUAGUUGACGGCGAUUCCAUUCUUCAAGGCCGCCUGCAGCUCCUCCACAACGGUGCCUGGAGAUCUGUCUGCACCAACUCCAAGAAUUGGACAGAAGAAUCCCUGCACGUGAUGUGCCGCCAACUGGGGUUCUCUGGCGGCCACCUGUACCACUGGUUCUCGAGGAACAACGAUUCUAGUCAGCUGCUGUACGAAGAUCCUCGGUGCAAUGGGAACGAAUCAUCUUUAUUCGAGUGUCCGAAUUGGACUUCCAGGAGGUUGGGCAGCGGAGUCUGUGAUUACCAGUCCGACAUCGGAAUUCGAUGUGAUAAACACCUAGGCAGUGUAGAUUCUUCAAACUGGCGGGGAAUCUUCUUCCAAAGUGCACAAGUGAAGCUCAAAGAACCUGUCGAGAAUAAAGUCCGGCGUUACGACUCCCUAUCCAAGUUGGAGCAUGUGAGAAUACUGUAUGCAGGCCGGGAUGCAUAUGGGAAUGCGACCCCCGCUUUGGAGGUCGUUGGCCAACCACCCCUCAUGAACGCGGUUAUAGUGAGGCAUUCUGCCUUUGAUGCCAUCCAUGUUUAUAAACCAACAGAUGCCUUUUCCAUAGAAAACAGUGUCAUUUCUGAAAAUAGAGGAUAUGGUGUGUUUGUGAAUACUAGUCUUAGCCAGAUCACUCUCAACGGCGUGAAGGUUGAAGAUAAUGGAGGAGACGGCAUUCAUUUUGUCCGUCACGAGAGCUUCGGUGGUGCGGCUUCAUUCUGCGACACUGGCAAUAUUCGGGAUGAGCAGAUUUAUCCCGUCUAUCGCAGCCACGUGCAGAAAAGGGAACAGCACUUUGUUCGAAAUUGUGAACAGAUGUUUGAAGUGGCCAGUUGGACGGAACAAAUCUUGACUGUGAAUUUCAUGGGCCUGACGAGUGAUUUCACCGAUCCCAACAAUGCAUCACGGAUCGAAGUUUACGAUGGUGCCACGGAGAGCAGCAGACACCUUGCAACAGUGCCAAUAAUCAACAACACCUUUCCUCAGAGUGUGACCAGCUCAAAGCAAAAGAUAUUGCUGAAAUUCAUCCCGAUCAAAGGACACGAUGCUUCAUUUGUCAUAGAAAUUCUAGCCAAUCAAGGAAAAGCAUAUGACUUAAACAUAACGAAGAGCAACAUCUCUAACAAUCAAGGCAAAGGCGUUACUAUUGAAGACAUGAGAUCUGGAGUUUUAGUGAAUGAGUCGUCAAUAACCGAAAACAAUUACUUAGCUGGUUUGGAUGUUUCUGGUGGAAGUGGUGACGUUAUGGUCAAUAACUCGAUUAUUAGCCUGAAUAAAGGCGAUGGCAUUAAUAUUACUUAUGCUGGUGGCUUCAUUCACAUAGACCAAACAUCCAUUGCUAAUAAUGAAGGAAGAGGAUUUAGUUUUUGGUCUAAUGAAACAUCUAAUCAUAAAUGUCACAAUUAUACAGCCCACAUUACCAAAUCGGAAAUAGUUAGUAAUGGUUUGUAUGGAAUCCUUAUUGGUAAUCAGUGUGUUUCAAACUCUGUGUGGAACAUCAGCAUGAAUUCUUUUCGAAGCAAUGAGGAUAGUGGUCUACUGAUAUCAUCCUGCUGGAAGAUUCGAAAAGCCGGUGUCCGUAGCAAGAUAUACGUAACUCACAAUGAAUUCAUUGACAGCAAUCACCUUGCUCUUAAAAUGUCCCCAGUCUUACAUUCUCAUGUUAUAAUUGAACAUAAUCAAUUUAAGAGACAUAAACGUGGAGUUAUUUUCAUGAAUGGUUUGGAUGAUGAUGACUUUUUUAAAGCUUUUGCCGAAAUCGAAAUCCAGUACAAUUACUUUACACACAACUAUGGGAAGUUUGUAGCUAAUAUUGGUGUUGCUCAGGGUACUUCUGCCCAAAAAAUGCUGUUUUAUAAAAAUGAGCUUGAAAAUAAUGUUAUUACCGAACCUUUCCCGCACCUGAACCCACGUUCCCGCGUAGCCGCAGUCGUUGUGGUUUCUUCUCAAAACACUGAUGUAUAUAGGAAUCGAUUCCAGAAUUUUGAGUCUGUGUAUGAACUUGGAUCACAUGUCGAAAGACAUAAUAUAAUAACAAAUGCUACUUUUAACUUUUGGGGAGCUACAAAUGUCACUAGAGUUUAUGGGAAAAUUUUUGACAGAAAGGAUCGUUACAAUCUUGCCCAAAUUGAAUUUUUACCAUUUCUGACGCUUCGUUCUGAUCUGGAUACUACCACUGCAAUAUCCGACAUGCACGAGAGAGAUAAAAUUCUUCGUUUUCGAAAUGAUUUUGAAAUCGGCGGAGAGGUUCCAGGUGUAGAAUACUUAAGGAGAGGUACAUAUGUCGUCAAAAGAGAUAUUUAUGUGCAUCCCGGGACUGGUCGGUUGAAUAUAGAUCCAGGAGUUGUUCUAAAGUUUGAAAGAUCUAUUGGAAUGAUGGUCCAGGGUGCAUUAUUUGCUGAAAGUGAAAGUGAGUACUCGCCCAUAACGUUUACGCUUGAUGAGCAGAGUGGUCGGAUCGACGAAAGCAAGGUCAGGUUGUCGGAUGGAAUGGAAGGACUGUUGGAGGUUUUUGUGGAUGGAAAUUGGGGAAGUGUCUGCGAUUAUGGAUGGGACAUAGAGGAUGCUUCAAUUGCGUGUAACCAAAUGGGUUUCGUAUUGCAUCCAGAAGAUUGGAUGUUGGAGCAAUCGGAGUUUGAACACGGCACGAGAUAUCCAAUUAGAUUAUCAAACAUUCAGUGUACUCUGUUAGAUACUGAUAUCACUCAGUGCAAGUCCGAAAAAGAUUUUGAAAACUCUUGUUCUAUGAUGGUAGGUCUUAGAUGUUACCAACCAUCCUGGUCAGGAAUAAGAUUGGGUAUGGCUGCUGACCGAAGUAACCUAAAGAAUGUAGUCGUCGAGUAUGCUGGAUUGCUCGACUACGCAACGAACAGUUUUAAGCCAGCUUUGCAGAUUGAUUUCAAUAAGCACUACCUGCAAAAAUUGAAAAUUCACAGUAACAUGGACUCUGGAAUCGGUAUCAAGUGGAAUGAAAUGUUUGUUCUAGAAAACAGGCAAUUACUGGACUCUCAAUUGAAUUCGAACCGUCGUCAUGGCUUAGUUGUGCAUUCCCAGGGUUUGAAUGUUCUCAGAUGUGAUUUCUCCAAGAAUGAAGCUAGUGGGUUCCAUUACAAUCCUAUGUUUACCAGAUCGGAGCAAAGAGAUCUGAUUUCGUGGAUUAAUUUAGAAGAACGGGGUAAAGUCAUUAGGAUUCCGGAUGAUGUUCAAGGCCGGAAUGUACAUUUAAAUACCGAUGAGUAUAGGUAUCUGAUUUUCACCAAAACAACAGCACUAAAGGAAUUCAGCUUGACAACAAAUGGAGGUCGAAGUAUUGGGAUAGUUGUUUUGAAUCCGUUCGGAAAAUCGACAUCUGAAAAUAUGACGAUAUACGGACGGUUAGAGAUUGCAGAUGAUGUGAUACGCUGGGACCUUCGGGACAAUUUGACAGCAUUUCCUUUAAGAACCCCUGGAUAUGGUGUACUAGUGGAGUAUAAUUCUGGAGAAGAUCCUAGUGGUCAAGGAAUCAUAUACAUUGCAUCUGUUGAUGGACAAAGAGACAGAUCUCCAUGGGAGAGUCAUCCAACAAUUCACAUAGAUUCUGCGAGGAUAACCGACUGUGGCAGAGGAAUAUACAGCCACCAUUUCAACAGAGAUAUAAGCGAUCACGGUGACCAUUUUCAUCGCUACACCAACGAAACCAUACUUGUGACCAAUACAGUGAUUUCUGGAAGCAAGAUGGAGGCCAUUUUUGUAUGGACGCCAUUUUGGGAUCCAGUUAUUAAGAACCUUGCUGAAAUCAACUACACCAUUAUUAAUACUACAAUAAACAGGAAUUCUAAGGGCUUGCUGCAUUACAGUAGAGAUAUCAGGAAUUCUAAUAAUCUUUUUCAUUGGACCAUCAACAACACAGCUAUCGAGGACAACGCUGAAGGCGGAAUCGAUGUUCGUCUUCCUUAUGUUUGGCAGUACUCUGAAAACUACACCCACUCUUUUUCAAUGCACAAGUGUUCUCUGAUGAACAACCGAAAGUUUGAAUUUUUGAUAAGCGGGCAUUUUGCAAAGGUGAACAUGUCGGGCAAUCGUUUCCAGAGGAAUAACUGCAAGAAAGGAAUUAUGGGGUUUUACGGAAUGGAGAAAGAACUUUUGAUUGAAGAAAAUGUGAUAACCGAUAAUUCAGCAGUAUUUGGGGUAGAAUUUAAUUUAAAGAGCCAUGCUAAUAAAUUUGGACUGAUACCUGCAAGUUUUCACAGAAAUAUUAUCGCGAAUAAUCGGGACAUAGGCCUUGGGCAAAAAUUUGGAUAUCAGCCUACCAGUUAUGCUCUUGCCAUUCGAGGUGUUCAGUUGAUUAACGUUACCAGAAAUAUAUUUAACAAUCCGAAUUUGCAAUUUGAGUUACUGACGGGCGUGCUGACCGGAUCCGUCAAGAACAAAAUUAAUGUGGGUAGGAACUGGUGGGGAUACAUUGAUCCUGCUGAGAUACAAAAAAGGAUAUUUGAUUUUGAUGAUUGGAACGGAUAUACCAUUGCGGAUUUUAAUCCCUACCUUGGAACAGAAAAUAUUGAUGGUGGAGUUAUAUCAUUUAAUUCCAGUGAUCAAACACUGACUACCAGCGGAUAUCUGAAUGGACGCUUGUACAGUGACUUGACAUUGCCUUGGAAAAGCACACCAUAUGUAGUCACUGCUGACUUAACUAUUAUGCCAGGUGUCACUCUCAAAUUGGAUCCUGGAGUUGUGAUCGAGUUUUACCCUAGUGUUGGAAUAUUAGCUCUCGGGGACAUUGUUGCUGUCGGUAAAUCCAGCAGUCCAAUCGUCAUGAAACCGGCCAGGAUUUUUGACGAGAGAAGAUUCCGCAGAAAAACCAUACCGAUCAAGUCCAGACUGUGCAUUGAUGAGAAAUGUGAUGAGAAAAGGCAAGAUGGUUUUCUGGAAAUAUACAACGCUACUACUGAGCAGUGGGUUCCAAUAUGUGAUGCUCGAUUUACGGAAAGGAACGCGCAGGUUGUCUGCAAGGAAUUAGGUUAUAAUAAUUUGAAUGUUCAGUUGGCUUUUGGACCGAGGUUAGACAUGGUUCCUACGUUGACUUCACGUGUUAGAACUUGGCCGCAUCCGUUGGAAUGUAUAGGUACAGAAUCGGCACUGGGUGAUUGUGAGUAUAGAUUGAAUGGCUACAUUGAGAGCUACAAGUGUCCUUUCGAUGGAGAUUAUGUGUAUGUAUAUUGUGGCUCUGAAACACUGGUAGGCUCAGAAGAACACUGGGGUGGAAUUCGUUUCUCCAUCCCCAAUUUCGAGACUUCCGAUUCCCCUCUGAAUAGGCCAACGCUCAGUUACGUGAUGAGUGAUUCGUCUCGCUUGGAAUAUGUCCACAUCAGAGGUGCUGGAGUCCUCCAUAAUGAAAAAAGUGCUGCACUUCAGUUGGUACAGAGGGAAAUUCUGAUUAAUUACGUCAAUAUUUCUGAAAGUGCAUCCCAUGGCAUUGAAACUGUUGGAGUGUCCGGCAGCUUGUCGUUCGACAACCUCAUCAUCAGUAACAAUAUGGGCAUUGGUAUCAAUAUUCUGUCUUUAACUGGUGAAUCUUUUGGUGAUGCAUCAGUGUCAAAGCUGGGAUAUGAUCCACUGAAGUCCAUCGAUAUGUCUUACGGUAUAUUUGGCAUGGUGGACAUGUGUGAUAUGAACAAGGAAAUGAGUGUGGAGAAUAGAAUUCUGCUUUACUACAAGUAUGACAACCAACCUGUUGACUGUGUAAAGAUAUUCAGCUCUCUGCACUAUGGAAAGCAGGUCGGUUUCAGGCUGCUACAGUUCAACCUGUUCGAUGGGACCAAGUACGCUGCCCAACCGGAUUUCAUACAGAUAUAUGAUGGCGAUGUCUUUAAUGAUACCACUCCACAGGUGGCUAAUAUUGGAUGGCAUCACGGAUAUGAAAAUGUGACCAAGUUUUAUGUCUCUACAGACAGCACUUUAAGCAUACUGCUUCACACUAUUGGUGGAAGUGAGGAUCAUGGGUUUAUUGCUGAAGUUGUAACAUUGCCAAUAUCACAUCCUAAAGCUCGUAAUUCUCAGCACAAUGUGUCCUAUUCUGAAAUUUCUAACAAUGGUUUAGAAGGUAUUGCUUACAGAAGUGCAGGCGAAAUAACACCAGCCAUUACUCUCAGAUACAAUCGCAUCGACAACAACGGCAGAGAAUUGUUUGGAAACUUCACGGCAGGAAACAGCGCCAUUUUACUAGAUGUGCAGAAUGCGAAAGAAUUGUACUUCUAUAACAACCUGAUCAUGAAGAACCAGGGUGGUCUACUGCUCAGGGUGGAUUCCCGAACGGCAGUUUCUGCGCUGGAUGGAGUUAUCGUCAACAACCUUUUUACCGAGAACAGGAACAGGGAAGUUUUGAAUUUCCAGGGCAGGAAAGCUGGUGCAUUCCAGUACAUCAAUGUGUUUAGGAAUUACUUCACAAGAAACUAUGCCCAGUAUAGAGACACAAUAUUUGUAUCACAGGUUAUUUCAAACUUGACCGAAAACCUUGCAUAUAACAACACUGGAAAGCAUUUACUUGAUGUCAGAGGCUUUCAGCGCAUGCCUUUAUCAUUCCAAACAUGUGAAAAAAAUUGGUUUUGGAGAAAUGUAGCAACGGAUAUCUGGGACAAGAGCACCAUCAUUGCUGGCAAAGCUGGACAACAAUUUAACCACAACUAUUUGGUUAACCCCGACAACGAUUUUGAACUUUCGGCAAGGAACAGGAGCCUAUAUAAUGCAAGAGAGAGUUUCAUUGAUGCAAAGAUGAACUGGUGGGGAUUCAACGGAACGGCAGCGAUUUCUGGGAGAAUCAAAGAUUAUAGCGACUUUGAAGAACUUUUGGAAGUAGAAUAUUAUCCAUACUUGCACGAUAACAGCAGUGUGCUAAGUGGUAAAUGUGCUGGUGGUUGGAAGAAAAUUGGGGACACUUGUUUUCUCUAUGUUGGUGGAGUAAUGACUUAUGCUGAAGCAAAACGGUUUUGUGAACUCGACAAUGCUUCUAUGCCGUACGUGAAAACUAAACAUGAUGAACUGAUGGAAUUUGUGAAGGAACGGCAAUACUACUACCAGCACUAUUCAGACAGAUUUUGGAUUCAAUCUCUGGACAUUCCCCCUCGCGAGUGUGCAGUUUUGGUAAACAGGAAAGUUGUCCGCCGUUCGUGUACGGAGUAUUUUCCAUUUUUGUGUGAACGAGACCCAGAAAUCACAGUAUCCACCAGCUUAUGGUUUUUGGAACCCCUCACGCUGGCUUUUAUCAGUAUCACGGGCCUUGCCGUGCUGUUUGCAGUCCUUUGCGUAGGAUUCUGGCUCUGCAAAUCGAGGCAGCGAUAUCGAGAGAAGCUGGAGAGACGCAACUCCAUCAGGGCGUCCAUAAGGUCCAACCGAUCACUGACCGGUUUCUCGGAGUUGGGGUACAAGAGGCGACUCGAGAGGGCCUUCGAGACCGAAUCCGCACCCAAAACGCCCCAGCUCAAAAUGAACGGAAGCCUGGACUCCGUCGAGAAGACUGCUUCGAGGUUCAGCUGCUCGAUGGAUGAGAGUUAUGAGAAUACCGUGGGAGAUGCCAGCUCUGCGAGGGUUCCCAAUGGAGAUUUCUCUGCCUUCGUUGGAGGAUACUCCCACGAUGCCCAGCACGAAAACAGAACUGCCAACCUAAUGGUCCACCCGACGUUCGACCUGACUUACGAGAACCAGUGUUUCGUGGACCGCUCUGCAUCGCGAAACUCCCACGAGAUAUCUCGCGAUUGGAGUUCCUCGACUGGCUCCACUCUGGACAUGAAGAGGUCGUUGGAGCGAGAAACGAAGGGAGGACAGGCUUACGUGGGACCCUAUCAGCACAGCCCGUCGCUCGCCUCUACGUCAGAGUCAAACGACGAGAGCACUCGCAGCAGUUGCAGGCAACCCCCACUAGAGACCGCCAUGUGAAGUGCAUUUACUCAAAGUCAAUCUAUGUUCCUAGGAAAGGCUGUAAAUAACAUUCGAGCUUGUAUUCGUCUUUCACACAAAGGUUGUGUUUGAAUAAGCCAACCGGUUAGCCCGGGCUCGGCGCACUCUGAGUGAAAGUAUUUUAAUAGAGCCACUGGUUGUAUCUCAAGCCGUUCUAAUUCAGUGGUUGAUCAACGGGUUGUCCGCUGAGGUACCGCAGGAGAAGACCGGUUGUGAGACCAUGUGGUAUUUUAUGCCAAUCAAAAGUCAACAGCUUGAAUCAAAGUUCUGAAAGAAUGUUCAUGUGCAUUUGUCUGCUCAAGCAACACCGAUUUAACCAUAAGGGGUUGACAAAGCAACCAACAUCAAAACUUAGUUACUGAUGUCAUUAAAAGUCAUGUAACCAACGUCAUGGGUUAACCGGUCAUCCUAUUUGAACACCACCAAAGACAAUUCUUCAAAAUUAUUCGUUCAAUCAGGGGAAUGAUCAUGUGUGGUGCAAGAACUAUGAAAUAUAGUGACCCUGACCCACUUAGAUAAAUAGAACAGGAUGCGGUAUUGUGGUAAUAAAGCUAAUACUCAAUGGAAAUGAAGCACAAAUCGUGAGAAAAAAAUAUUGCAAAUAGCCCUUUUUAAUGACAGCUACAGUGGAGCUCGUACAUCAGUUCAAAAAUACUCAACAGCAAAGUACCGAGUGUUCUUGUGUCAUAAAAUGAACUCCACCAUAGCCUUGAAAUAGCUAUUAGUAGUAUUUUGUUCCCUAUGUAUGCUUUGUUCAAGUCUAUUAUUUGCUUUAUUCACAUUUUAACUCAAAGAAUCGUAAUCUUUCUAAAGUUUGACUUCAACAACAGUAUUAAAGUUCCUUUGAUUUUCAAUAAUCAUGACUUAUUUACAUUUGUUCAACAAGCAUGUUGAAUUUUCUGCAUUUUAUAUGUUAUCCAUGUAGAAAUAU